CUUUUCAUAGAGAUCUCGCACGGAAAAGAAAGAGAUUACGUCUGCCUCAGAUGGAUCGAUGACCUACAUGCCAACGUACUACAAAGUUCUCGGUCUUCCCGAAGCUCUUCGCGAUGACCCAAACCUCUCGGCGCAAACCAUUCGAAAUGCUUAUCGUCGAGCUCUUUUACAGAACCAUCCCGACAAAACGACACAGUCGGCCGUGAAAGGAGCGGACUUCUCGAUAGAUCAGAUAUCGGAGGCUUUUUCUACCUUGUCGGAUAGGAAAUCUCGGGCAGAAUAUGACAAGGGACUGCAUCAGAAAGCCUCGCAUUACGAGAGAGGGGCCAAAGGGAGAGAGGUCUUCCGCACCGGCAUCGAGACUGUGGAUCUGGACGACCUAGAAACCAACGAGGUGCAAGGCAUAUGGUACAAAAGCUGCAGGUGCGGGGAUGAAUACGGGUUCCUCAUUAGAGAGUCGGAUCUUGAAGAAGCCGCAGAGGAUGGCGAGAUCAGCGUUGGAUGUCGGGGAUGCAGUCUCUGGCUCAAGGUGCUUUUCGGGGUAAUGGAGCAGGAGGCACCAGAGAAAGUCAACGACACCUUGGGAGAUUCAGGGAAAGGGGAGGCUGAAAAAUUAUCGUCCCCCAUCUAAGUGUGUUGCCUUACACAAGACACCUCUCUUGUCUUCGUUUCCUCUUGCAGAAAGUUCCGAUACCCUGGCACUAGGAUGAACACAGCGCGAGGGACAUGAAACUCUUUUCCAGCCCAAAGGCUACAGGCCAUCAAACAAAAUAUCCAGAUGUACCGUCUUUCCUAUGGCCAGCCAAUCAGAGCUCAUAAGAGCGUUUUGGUAGCCUCAAACUUGCGGUAGAUAUCCUCUUGCAACGAGUAAACAAAUUGUUUGAACGAACACCAACAUGCCGUAGAGAAAAUUGGAGAC
Molecule: messenger RNA, 919 nt
Organism: Hyaloscypha bicolor E
Lineage: Eukaryota; Fungi; Ascomycota; Leotiomycetes; Helotiales; Hyaloscyphaceae
Product: diphthamide biosynthesis protein-like protein 4
Exons: 1
Coding region: 68-631 (187 amino acids)
Biological process (GO): protein histidyl modification to diphthamide
Molecular function (GO): metal ion binding
Source: RefSeq, a predicted model, not a curated record